Messenger RNA from Nomia melanderi (Alkali bee), 3301 nucleotides. RefSeq names its product Protein phosphatase V (gene PpV). Gene Ontology annotation, molecular function: protein serine/threonine phosphatase activity. NCBI's taxonomy places the organism in Eukaryota, Metazoa, Arthropoda, Insecta, Hymenoptera, Halictidae. The record is from RefSeq and is a predicted model, not a curated record.
GCUCAUUCGAAAUAACGAAAUUUUAUGCUACAGUUAUGUAUAGAGUGAUUCCUUCAUCUCUUGUACCCAUCAGAAUUUCGUUGAUUUUACAUGUAGAGCACAAGCUCUUACGAAUUUUAUCUAGUGGAACGAAAAAGUGAUAGCCAAUAGGAGGAAGAGGUUAAAGAAAAUUGAAGUUAGUCGUUUUUAAUCUUACACUGUGUGAGUUGUGUUGCGCCUUACACGAUGGGAAAGUGGAUAGUCCUUAAAAAUACAAAUCAACUAUAAAUUCCAUACACGUAUAUGCAGUGAGUGAGGGCGCGAUCAGUAUUUUCCUACAAUACGAUUCCAAAAUGUCAGACAUCGAUAAAUGGAUAGAAAUUGCAAAACAGUGCAAAUACCUUCCAGAACAUGAUCUUAAGAAACUUUGUGACAUAGUAUGUGACUUAUUACUAGAAGAAUCUAAUAUUCAACCAGUGUCCACUCCGGUCACCGUAUGCGGAGAUAUUCACGGCCAGUUUUAUGAUUUAGAAGAAUUAUUUCGAAAUGGAGGCUCUGUGCCUGAUACAAAUUAUAUAUUUCUGGGAGAUUUUGUAGAUAGAGGGUAUUAUAGUUUAGAAACAUUUACCCGCCUACUCACACUUAAAGCUAAAUGGUCUGAUAGAAUAACAUUGCUCCGUGGAAAUCAUGAAUCCAGGCAAAUUACUCACGUUUACGGUUUUUAUGAUGAAUGUCAAAACAAAUAUGGCAACUCUAACGCAUGGAAACAUUGUUGUAGGGUAUUCGACUUGCUCACAGUUGCUGCCUUAAUCGAUGAACAAGUACUUUGUGUACAUGGGGGAUUAUCUCCAUUUAUUAGAACAUUAGAUCAAAUUAGAACGAUCGACAGGAAUCAAGAAAUACCACAUAAAGGUGCUUUUUGUGAUUUGGUCUGGUCAGAUCCAGAAGAUGUAGAAUCAUGGACUAUUAGUCCACGUGGAGCUGGCUGGUUAUUUGGCAGUAAUGUAACAUACAAAUUUAUGGAAAUGAAUGAUCUUAAACUCAUUUGUAGGGCUCACCAAUUGGUUCAUGAGGGAUUUAGAUACAUGUUUAAUGAUAAACUUGUAACGGUGUGGUCAGCUCCAAAUUAUUGUUAUCGUUGUGGUAACAUAGCUAGUAUUUUACAGUUCACAACUGUCGAUCAAAGACGCCCUGUGCUAUUCGAAGCAGUCCCUGAUUCGGAAAGAGUAAUUCCAUCUAUAAUCCCUACACCAUACUUUCUGUGAUUGUACAUACUCUGUGGUCUAUUUGUUUGAAUGCAAGGAGGUGGUAUCUGCGUUUAGGCUUUACGGAAUUACAUGACUGUUUCUUCAUGUUGAUGGGCACAGGCUGGUACCAUGACAGAGCAUAAAAUUUUCCAAGUAACAUCAUAAGAUGAUAGAUCACCCGAAAUUUCAUUUAAAAGCAACAAAUUCUUUAUGUCUUUUAUAAAAGAAUCGCUUAAAAAUCAGUAGGAUUAAUAUGCGAUUGAAAAUGUUACUACCAAUUUUUUAAGAAAAUAUAUACCCAUCUUUGUAUGUUGGAAAGUUAACUUUUAUACGUAGCGCGCCUGACAUUGCAUCAGCCUGAUUUCUCUAGUUUGUACAGUGUUUUGCAUUGAAACAAAUGUGAACACUCUGUGGUCUAGACGCUUUUGCUGUCUACUGUGUACAUUCUGUAGAGCAUUCGCAUCUCAGAGUAUUGUGAAUGUAUCCUUCUGAGGAGCUCUGAGCUUUUAAGCAACUUACGAAUGUGAACAACAAGUGAUUCAUUAGAGUAUGAAUGAAUAAAUGGAAAAAAAAAACAUUUAAACAUUCCGGCAAAGGAGAGUCUCUGAGUAUAGUGAAUGCUUAAUUUGAUAUUACGAUCGUUGUGCGUAGAAUUCAGGUUUAUUAAAGCGUGAGCAUAUAUACUACUGUUAAGGUCUUCCUGAGUAUGUAAUUAAUCUGUUUCUGGUUUAGAUACUGUGUGUGCUGCGUGCAACUCUUUUUAUUCUAGAUGAGCAAUCAGUGUCCUUAGCAGCAUAAAUUCGGCGGUUCUGCCGAGGUACAAAUAGUAUGUAGCAGUAGCCAAAGUUUUCCUGCCUAGGUAAGGAAAUUCAGUAGAACAAUUGUAUUAUAUAAUAGAAGUUUUGUUAUUAUUUCUAUGCACAUGACAAUUUGUAUGUUAUAUUUCGUGUGAUUUAAUUACGAGCUCAACAUAAUCAUCUGCAAGAUAGUUCAAUAGCAUUGGAACAAAAUUUUUCUUUUCAGAAUAUCGGCCUUUUCAGCCACGUAUCACUAUUAUGCGUACUAAGCAAUAAUUUGAUUAUUAUUAUUACUAUUAUUAUUAUAUUAUUAUUAUUAUCGGAAUCUUUGUACAGUUUCCACAUUAUAUGCCAAAUCGCUGUCGUACUGAAUAAUUGUAAUAACUAGAUUGUCAUAAGUUCAUUAAUGUAGGGAGCAAUUUUUAAGAACCGAGACCUUUAGCAAUGUGCCUCUAAAUUAAUAAGCGUUUGUGCAAUAUAAUGAUACGAUAUUGAUACAUCAUUAACGGAAGUGCACUGGCCAUUGCGUACCAUAAGCCUGAAUUCUGACCAUCGAUUUGUUAGCUCAUGAUAUUCCUAAUCGAUCACAGACCCGACAAAUACGACAUUGGCAUUGACAUUGGCACUGGCUGUCAUGUUGAAACUACUCUAUUUUGAAUUUUGUGAUAUAGUUCGAGCGAGGCAUGUGAAAAUUUGCGUCGACGUUUGUAACGAUUUUCCAUGUCGAGAUCGUUUUGAGGAUGUUUUGAAGACUUGUUAUUUCAAGAAGUAUAGUCAACUUUUGAACAGUGCCUUCAGAACUAUAACACGACGGUCUAUUAGAAGUAAAUACUUUCUACUGACGGAUAAUCAUAGACGAACUAGGGACGGAUCAUAUAAAUAACAGAGAGCUUAACAAAGGGCGUGUGUAAAGAACUUUCUUCAAACUUUUUUACAAUUUUUGGGAAUAUCAUUAAUGAUCCCCGUUAUAUUAUAUUUCAAUUUUAUUAAUCACGUAAGAUAUUUCGGCAUCCAUUUCGAUUGCUUUACAUAUAAAUACUUUUUACAUUUUUUGAAUAAAGAACAGAAAAAAAGAUAGGGAGAGAGAAAGAGAGAGAGACAGAGAGAAUGUAAGGGAGAAAGAGAGAAUGUGUGCGCGCCAGAGAAAGAGAGAAAGAGAGAACGUUUGCGCACAAGGGAGAGGGAGAAAGAGAGAGAGAAAGGGAGAAAGAUUGAAGGGAAGAACAUGUGCCCACAAGAAAGAGGGAGAGUGAAGAAGAGAAUAUGUGCUUGCAAGAG